AUGGAGGAACUCAAGGAGACCGCUGAGAAGCUAUUUCCUGUCGCAGGGAGCUCCAGUCCCGGGACGCAGCAUAUAGACCCAAAAGAGCUCUUAGAAUCGACAGAUGGACUGACUAGCUUUCUCCCGUUUAAGCGAUGGGUGAGAAGCCUUCGUGCUAAGAAAGGUUCCCGCUAUCAGCAGUAUCAAAGAUAUGUUGAGGGCUGGAGUGACAUCUCACCAAACCGGUAUGAGAACACAUUGAACCUGUCAUUCGGUAGUGGAACACAGGACCAGCAAUGGGAAAGCUUUUCGGCGCAUUCGUCUCAUCUCAGCACGGUGAAAACAAGUACGCUGAGCAUUGCAAGCCAGAGCAUUGUGAGAUCAAGGGGGACAACCCAGAGUACAGCAAAUCAGAGCAUAGGAUCGGAAAACCGUGCAUCGACGGAGAGCUCAAGACCGGCGAGUUCGCAUAUUGAUACCGACGCGCAGAACCGAGCUAUCAGAAGACUUCAGGCACUUCGGGAGUUAAUAACAACUGAGUCAGAUUACGUUUUUGGUUUAAAAGCUCUGACUGAUGUCCUUCUUCUUUUCUCAACAAGACUGGAGAUUUACCACAACCUACAACAAAUUCGCGGAACACACGUUGCCUUUCUGGUGCAGAUACGGAAUACCAUACCGACGUGUAGUUUUGCUGGGGCCGAAGUCAAUUGCUUGACGCCCAACAGGUUGCCCAAACAUUCUAGCUCAGUUGAUUUGGGUCUCAAGGCUCUUCACCAUAGGCCUUUGAGAACACACAAUCCCACGAAAGGAUUCAAUCACCGUCACAGAAAAUUCACUGCGGAUGCCAGUGAAGCAUUAGAAGCUGCCUAUGAGAUUGGCAAGUUGUCAAUGUCCUUCACAGCCUACAGAGAAUUUUGCAGCCACUACGAACAACUCAUGCAGGACAUGGAUCUUUUCCGUAAGUCAGUACCAAAUUGGCCAAUAUUCGAGCAGGGCAUUGAAGCUCUGUCCAAGUCUGUGGCAUCCAUGGAGAGUCGAACACUAGCGCCAAAUAAAUCAAUGUGUAUAAGCGAUCUUCUCAUAAAGCCCAUCCAAAGGCUUUGUAAGUACCCGCUACUGCUUCAAGAAUUGCUGAAAUGCACCCCGAUCCAAGAUGAUCCAUCGGCCCAUGAUGGAAUAAGAGAGAUUUUGGAAAGUGUGCGCAACAUAGUCGCCCAAAUUAACGACUACCCUGGUAAUCCCAUAAACAAGAAGCUCACCCAGCAGACUCUCCUGCUCCAGGGGAUGCUUGAGCUCCCUAAAUCGGCCAUAGUACACGAUAUUUACAAUCAGCUGGGACCAAUAAACCUUUGCGGCGUGCUUCAUGUGACAUAUCAGUCUCUAAGACACCUUACUGGCGGUUAUAUGGUCUGUGUCUUAUUCAAGAAUCAUUUCCUUCUUGCUAAAGUACAUGAUGAUUAUCGAAAUCUUCAAGCAGUGCUGUGCUUGUAUACUUGUGAUGUGAAGAUUGAUACGCCGAGAAAUGGAAAGGGUCUAUAUUGCGACAAAUGCUAUUUUUCGUGGAAGUUGGUUUUCCAACACGAGGGCAACAAAUUCGAACUGGUUUUGAGUGCUUCAUGUGCAAAUGAAGAAAAGCUAUGGAAGACAGGGCUGUUAAAGUCCGCAGCAGCAUCGGCCGAUAUGCAAAGCCCAGUCUCAUCGGAACAGAGUCGAUACUCAUUUCUGUCCCUGGAUUUAAGCCCUCUGGACAGCCCUUUUCGCUCUGUGGCUACAUUGUCCCACAGACCGUCGGUUCACUCGUUGGCAUUCUCGCGGGCCGAGCGCAAUUUGCAACACGUAAUUAUCAAGAAGACGCACUGUCCUCAUAAGCUCUGGCAGACAGCGACUGAUGGCGUCGGGGAAAUUGAGCGGCCGAAGAUACCCUCAUCGUCGCCCUUAGUAUUAACAAGCAGGAGACAAGAGCGCGUACGGCUAGAGCGUGUUAUUUCGCCCAUAUAUACUCGCGAAUCACUCCCUUAUCCUGGGAUGGUAUUAAAAGCAGGCGAUAUAUUCCUACGUCCUGGCUCCGUCAUGAGGCGGCUUACCCUCCAUCCAGGAUUACACAGGCGAUCUAGCUCGGCCAACUUGCCUAGUCGCCGGCCAACCGAAGAACCUUAUGAAACGAUGAAAAAUAUCGACAUCGGUAGUAAGAGCGAAAUAGUGCGACGUAGGUCGGAGGUUGAUGGCGAGAAAGGGCACAUUCUAGCGGGUUAUAACCUGGGAACAAUUGGGCGGAGCAAGACAUUAAGACAGAAGAGUGGCCUGAAGCAACCUUCCAGCGCAGAUGUGCAACUUUCUGGCAGGAGAGAGAGAAGUUGCGAGCACACCGAAAGUCCUUUAAUGAGGUCAUCUUUUCGAACGAUGUUCAAUUCGGUGUCAUUGAGAAGGGCAUGGAGAAAUCCCCGCGAGGGCUUGGCCAAUGGAGGGGGAUGA
Messenger RNA from Aspergillus tanneri, 2451 nucleotides. Its product is annotated as putative Rho guanyl nucleotide exchange factor. Gene Ontology annotation, molecular function: guanyl-nucleotide exchange factor activity. The record is from RefSeq and is a predicted model, not a curated record. Lineage: Eukaryota; Fungi; Ascomycota; Eurotiomycetes; Eurotiales; Aspergillaceae. The coding region runs from base 1 to 2451 and encodes 816 amino acids. The transcript has 6 exons.